UUCUAAAUAAGUCCUACCAUUCCAGAGGUCAUACCCUCCUACAAGGCAGCCAAUUCAAUCAGGCAACAUGAGAUGCAGGAAAGCUGUCAUCUACAAAAUCAGCCAAAACUCAGGAGUGAGAUGUCUUAAAGUCUUUGGACACGCCUUGCCCUUGAUCAUGUCAGGACUUGAAUUCUGUGGAGAUAGGACUUCCUCUGUGGAGGAAGGCAGUCUGCAUCCUUCAUUCAGUAAGUACUCACAAUAAUCUGCACUGCAUGUCACAAUUCCCCUUUUACAGAAGGAACUAGGUCCUUGGAUAUGCACUAUGACUAAGCUUACACAGUUAAUAAAAGGCAGAGCCAGGAUUUCAGCCGGGUUUGAUUCCAACUUUCACAUCUCUCCUCUCCCCUAAUUGGCCCUCAGAGGCUGAUCAGAUUAACCAAGUAUGCUGCAUGUUAGACCGACGCAAGAGAGGCAAACGCGGGAUGUGCUUACGAACACUUAGAGAAAAUGGAAAUUCUAUGAAAGUGACUGAAUGAAAUCUAAUGAAUGUAAACUAAUCUGCUCAAUCUAAACAGUUGCAGUGUCAAAGGAAUCUGGGAGUUUACUAGAACUGCCCUAAGAAAAUCACAGAGCCCAUAUAACAUCAGACUAUCAACGUAAUCGCAACUUUGCAUGAUGAAAGAGGAAUUCGAUCACAAACGCAGCGGUCUUGUAGAAACAGGAGUUAGGUGUAUGAGAUGCCGAGGCGAGCCUCUACGCGGGUCCAGGCAGCCGUUGGGUGGGCGCGUGGGUCCUGACGCCCCUGCUCACUGUGUGGCAGCAGGACAGCUCCGCACGCCCCCUGCGGUUAUGCUUCCCACUCGCACCAACGUGGCUGCUGGGAUCCCCAGCAGCAAAGUGAAAUACUCAAAGCUCUCCAGCACUGACACUGGGCACAUUAACCGUCAGAAGGAAACUUCGCCUACUGAAGCUAGCUUUAAGUCGAAAAGAUGUCCAGUGAGAUCUCACUUAGUGAAGUUUAAGAAAAACUCUACGAGGAUUCCUUAUAAGGCCAUUGCCUGUGCCACCGCGCAGUUUUUGAUUGGCGCCUUUCUCGUUGUCACGGGUUGCCUCCUGCUGGUAGGCUACAUCAGCAAAGUGGGCGCCAACCGGGCUGUUGCCGUUCUGAUUGUUGGCAUCCUGGUGUUUCUGCCUGGGUUUUACCACUUGCUCAUCGCUUACAGAGCGCACCGAGGCUGCCAGGGCUGCUCCUACAGUGACCUUCCGGACUGUGAUGACUAGCGCCCCCUACAGCCAGGAGAAGAGUCACAGAUGGGGCUGAGCGGAGCUUUAAGGCGUUUGGCAAAGGCUGUGGAACUCUAUGCCUAAGGAUUAAGGAAUUCUGAAGCUUUGUAGAUACUUAGCAAAACUAUGGCCAGAUUUUAUCAAUUCGUCCCCAAAAUGUUUACAAUUAGCCAAGUAGGAAGCUGGGAAAUGCUCCAUUUUUAUGUUCCUGGCCCUGGCUAAAACUCCCGACAAAUUUUUCCACAUGUAUAGUGGAAGAACAGCAAUGGUAAUUGUAUGGGGAAGUGAAAAGUUAUUUUGUAGGGCAAAAUGUUGCCACCACCCUAUUUAGAGCCGAACGUUUCUUUUAAGCAGUCCUCAUUGGUAAUUUUAUCUUGUGGCAAAUGGAAAAAUGCAGUAUGUCUGAUUUCAUAUUACUAAGUAAUUUACUUGGAAAAUUUCUGAGUAUUUUAUCCCCCAUGCUUAUCUCCACCUCUGUAACCUAUGGAUACCUUGGUAAAACCAAGUAUCAACUUAGGAAAAAUAAAGAGCAAUACAGUUGUGUUGUGUGCAA
This is a messenger RNA of Felis catus (domestic cat), 1819 nucleotides long. Its product is annotated as transmembrane protein 230-like. Bases 655 to 1263 code for a protein of 202 amino acids. The record is from RefSeq and is a predicted model, not a curated record. Gene Ontology annotation, biological process: synaptic vesicle transport. The transcript has a single exon. Gene Ontology annotation, cellular component: synaptic vesicle; endomembrane system. Lineage: Eukaryota; Metazoa; Chordata; Mammalia; Carnivora; Felidae.